This is a messenger RNA of Penicillium taxi, 1356 nucleotides long. Its product is annotated as SANT/Myb-like DNA-binding domain-containing protein. Lineage: Eukaryota; Fungi; Ascomycota; Eurotiomycetes; Eurotiales; Aspergillaceae. The transcript has a single exon. The coding region runs from base 1 to 1356 and encodes 451 amino acids. The record is from RefSeq and is a predicted model, not a curated record.
AUGGAAGGAGACAUUUUGCGACAUUCAACCCCCAUAAUGGAUAUAGCAGACGCCAAUACAAUGGUCAAUGGCCAAAUUCUUGACCCUGCGGGCCAGGAAAAGCAAACCACUCCAACGAAUUUGUUGUCUGGAAAUGCUGGAAUUGGAGCGGACGAAUUAGGAUCGAAACCGGCAGCUUGCGUCAUCGGGGAAAGCAUGCCAGCCAAGAAGUACAACAGACAGCCCGUUUCCGAAAGCCAUGUGGUUAUUGGCCAGGAGAAAGACAGGGCUGCAGUUCAUGACAACGAAGGUGAGCUACAGCGUCGUGAUGAGGAGAGCCUGUCAGCAUCUCCAAAAAUUCGUCAAAAUGGAACAUUGGCGCGUUCAAUCUCACCCACAUUUCAAGAUAGUGAGAAGCAGUCGCCAUGCAGCCCAACAGAGGAAGUUACAGGAUUCUGCCCAGUGUUGGAUCAGGCCCCAGUGUUGGAUCAGCCGUCGGUCGUCAUCUCCAACUGCCGUUCUCAAGAGCGAGGAACGAAGGACUCUGUCUCAAUAACACGAAUGGCCUCUCCGAACAGAAAGCGAGACCGGGAUGAGUAUAUAUCCGAUGACAGCAGCGAUGACUCUGAUGGCCCCGACGAUGCGGACUACUUGGGCGAAAGUGGUAAAGACGCACAUGGAAACAGUGUUCCUUCCCAUCGACUAAAAAGAGCAAGGCCACCUGCCGUGCAGCUUAAGCCUAGACCUCCCCGGCAGAACACUAAACGCCUCUCGGUCGACGAGGCAGUUCAAUUCAAAGUGCCUGCAGAUCAGACUUCCCCAACAAGCUUGCACGAUAUCGAAACGAUUCCUAUCCGAGGUUUUCUUACGCGACAGAUACUUUUGUCAAGGGUCAUCUAUUCAGUUACGUUUGAAGAGCAGGCAGAGCAUUCCUGCUCUCAGAGAUCAGGCAGAGCUACACCACAUCAUGGAAACAAAAUUGGCAGCCAGCAUUCCAAGAAACCCCCCCAGAAAGGGUCCCGCGCUGGGAAAACGACUAGACCAACCCGAAUCCUGUCUAAGGACGACCAGCUUUUGAUUGAAUUGAAGGAAGAGCGGAGCUUGCCAUGGAAACAAAUCGCAGAGCAUUUUCCUGGAAGGUCGGAAGGCUCCCUGCAGGUGCGCUAUUGCACACGCCUUAAGGGCCGCAAGGCUGGAAAUUCUAGGCAUUCUGGCCGGAGUUCCAACGCGAGGAGCGAUUCUUCAUACAGAGACAGACCUUGCGAGGCAGUCCAAGCACCGGGUGGCAAGAGCAAAGGCACCGAAGAAGGUGUGUCAAGACCGCGAUACGGUCCACCUCGGCGCAGGCAAACGGUUGACCGCUAUUCCCCGGUUUGA